Molecule: messenger RNA, 5218 nt
Organism: Mycena citricolor
Lineage: Eukaryota; Fungi; Basidiomycota; Agaricomycetes; Agaricales; Mycenaceae
Source: the annotation of a GenBank genome assembly
AGUGCAUCUCCCUACCCCACUCCGUUACUUCCCUCAUGGCCUCUAAACCCAUCCGUGAAUUCGACGCGAAACUCCUACUGGCGUACUGGUUGCCCUUGGCGCCUCCGCCAUGCGCCAACUACCCCACUGUCAGCGAGAGCUUCAAGUCCCCGAAGCCUCGUGUCGCGCAGUUCGCUUGGACUGAAGAGACCUCCGGCGACGCUUAUCUCGCGACGCCUUCAUGGGUUGAUGCUUCGACCAAACUCGUAGCCAAGCCCGACAUGCUUAUCAAGCGUCGUGGUAAGGCUGGGCUGCUUAGCCUGAACAAAACCUGGGAUGGGCCCGAUGGUGCCAAGGCUUGGAUUGCCGAGCGCGCCGGAAAGCCCGUCAAGGUCGAGCACACGACGGGUAUCCUCACCAAUUUCAUCGUCGAACCUUUCCUUCCCCACCCUUCCAACACGGAAUACUACGUCUGCAUCAACUCCGGCCGUGAGGGUGAUACCAUCCUCUUCACACAUGAAGGUGGUGUCGAUAUCGGCGAUGUUGAUUCCAAGGCCGUCCGUCUAGAGCUCCCUGUGUCAGUCCUCUCCGGGUCUGCCUCAUUCCCCACACGCGACUCCAUCAAGUCGACUCUCCUCGCAGCUGUUCCCCACGGCAGCCAGGAUGCGCUUGUGGACUUCAUCACCCGUCUCUACGCAGUCUACGUUCACCUUCACUUCACGUAUCUAGAAAUCAACCCUCUCGUUUGUCUCGAAGGUGGCGAGAUCCACUUCUUGGACAUGGCGUCCAAGCUCGACCAAACCGCCGACAGUAUCUGCGGGCCGAUGUGGGCGAUCGCGCGUGAUGCCUCUGUACUGGAGGAGCUCUUCACUGGAGCCGCUCCCAAGGCUGCCCCCGCUGCCGCUGGCAAGAAGGGUGGCGUGCAGACGGACCGUGGACCCCCGAUGGUCUUCCCCGCACCAUUCGGUCGUCAAUUGACAACCGAGGAGGCAUAUGUCCAGAAGCUGGAUGCGUCGACCGGCGCCUCUCUGAAGCUCACCGUUCUCAACCCUAAAGGUCGUGUUUGGACAAUGGUUGCUGGCGGAGGAGCCAGUGUUGUGUACUCGGAUGCGAUUGCAGCGCACGGCUUUGCCGGCGAGUUGGCUAACUACGGAGAGUACAGUGGUGCCCCCACGGAAGGCCAAACAUACGAGUACGCUCGCACUGUCCUCGGCUUGAUCACGCGUGGUGCCCCACACCCCGAUGGCAAAAUCCUUAUCAUUGGCGGCGGUAUUGCCAACUUCACCAAUGUUGCUGCGACUUUCAAGGGUAUCAUCCGUGCCCUCAAGGAGUUCAAAACUGGUCUAAUCACGCAUGCCGUCAAGAUCUAUGUUCGUCGUGGCGGUCCCAACUACCAGGAAGGUCUCCGUGCUAUGCGCCUCCUCGGAGAGAGCUUGGGUGUGCCCAUCAAGGUGUAUGGGCCUGACACUCACAUCACCGAUAUUGUGCCCAUCGCCCUGGGCGUUGACCUCGAGAACAAGCCCAACACUGUGCCCAGCACGGGAACGACGACUCCGACCGCCGUUUCUGUCGAAACGGUUCCUCCAAAGAGCAGCUCGCCUGCCGUCGGAGAAAUUCAUCCGUCUGGCUCUCGCACGCAGCCUGACGACCAGAUCGUGCGCUUCACCACGGAGGAAGUUGCCGGUUCUCGACCGACUUACCGGCCUUUCGAUGAGAUGACGCGUAGCUUUGUGUACGGUCUCCAGCCCCGGGCGAUCCAGGGCAUGCUCGACUUCGACUUUUCUUGCGGUCGCAAGAACCCGAGUGUCGCGGCAAUGGUGUAUCCCUUCGGUGGACACCACAUGCAGAAGUUCUAUUGGGGCACCAAGGAGACACUAUUGCCCGUCUACACUUCGGUCGCCGAGGCCGUCAAGAAGCACCCCGACGUCGAUGUGGUCGUCAACUUUGCCUCGUCGCGGUCUGUGUAUUCGAGCACGGUGGACAUCCUGAAGUACACCCAGAUCCGCAGCAUUGCGUUGAUCGCUGAGGGUGUCCCUGAGCGUCAUGCUCGCGAGCUGCUCUGGCUGGCGCACGAGCGUGGUGUGUUGAUCAUUGGCCCCGCCACUGUCGGUGGAAUCAAACCUGGCUGCUUCCGUAUCGGAAACUCUGGCGGAAUGAUGGAUAACAUCAUCGCAUCUAAGCUGUACCGCGCCGGAUCAGUCGGUUAUGUGUCCAAGUCUGGAGGCAUGUCGAACGAGCUGAACAACAUCCUGUCGCUGGUGACCGACGGAACAUACGAGGGUAUCGCCAUCGGUGGCGAUCGUUACCCGGGAUCGACCUUCAUCGACCAUCUGUUGCGCUAUGAGGCUGACCCGAACUGCAAGAUGCUCGUUUUGCUGGGUGAGGUCGGUGGUGUCGAGGAGUACCGUGUGAUCGAGGCGGUUAAGAGUGGACGUAUCACCAAGCCGAUCGUCGCAUGGGCCAUUGGAACCUGCGCGAAGAUGUUUGACACUGAGGUCCAGUUCGGUCACGCUGGCUCGAUGGCCGACUCAGAGAUGGAGACGGCCGAUGCGAAGAACAAGGCGAUGCGGGCUGCUGGUUUCGUUGUCCCGGAGACCUUCGAAGAGCUUCCGCGCGUUUUGAGAGAGACGUACCAGAGUCUCGUUUCCCGGGGCGUCAUCUCGGAGAAGAGCGAGCCAGAUCCACCAGUCAUCCCGAUGGAUUACAAGUGGGCCUCCGAGCUCGGACUGAUCCGAAAGCCCGCUGCAUUCAUCUCGACCAUCAGUGACGAGCGUGGACAAGAGCUGCUGUACGCUGGUAUGCGUAUCUCGGAUGUCUUCAAGGAAGAUAUUGGACUGGGUGGUGUUGUGUCGCUGCUGUGGUUCAAGCGCCGCCUUCCUCCUUGGGCGACCAAGUUCAUCGAGAUGGUGCUCAUGCUCACUGCCGACCACGGUCCUGCCGUGUCUGGUGCGAUGAACACCAUCGUCGCGACUCGUGCCGGCAAAGACCUGAUCUCUUCGCUCGCUUCGGGUCUGUUGACCAUCGGCUCCCGAUUUGGCGGUGCGCUCGACGAAGCGGCAUCGAUGUUCUCGCAGGCACGGGAUACGGGUCUUACUCCCCGCGAGUUCGUCGACAACUCGCGCAAGGCCAACAAGCUCAUCUCCGGCAUCGGACACAAGAUCAAGAGUGUCAACAACCCAGACCUCCGUGUCGAGCUCGUGAAGGAGUUUGUGCGCAAGAACUUCCCUGCCCACAGCCUGCUCGACUACGCGCUCGCCGUCGAGAAGGUCACCACAGCCAAGAAGGACACGCUCAUCCUGAACGUCGAUGGAUGCAUCGCCGUUUGCUUUGUCGAUCUUCUUCGGGACUCGGGUGCGUUCACACCCGAGGAGGCGGAUGAGUAUGUCAGGAUUGGCACGCUCAAUGGCUUGUUCGUGCUGGGUCGCAGCAUUGGAUUCAUCGGCCACCAUCUCGAUCAGAAACGCCUCCGCGAGCCGUUGUACCGUCACCCAGCCGAUGAUAUCUUCAUUAACAUGGCUGAUGUCAACCAGCCUCGGGUUUUGGGUCGCAUGCAGUAGCUGGUCAUCUUUAGAUAUAAUGCAAUCAUACUUUCUUUUCUCUUCUCUGUACAAGGGCUGUCUGUGAGUGGUCCAGAUAGCGAAGCAAGUACCACCACGUCACAAUGCAGAUGAUACCCAGCCAAAGAUUUAGUAAAAGCUUGUGUUUGUAGGCUCAUACAUGUUUAAAUAGCUCCCUCAUCGCUCGUCUCCGGCCAAAGAAUCAAUCCGUGUCCAUAGAUUGUAUCAACCAAUGCACCCUGCUCGUUAUCAAGUUGAAAAAGCGGCAUAGAGGGUGGCCGGACGCGCAUCCAGAUCUGACGAUGGGUGUCGGUCAUGGCGUAUCCGUCGCCGAUGAGGAACUGUGCGACCUCCGUUUGAUCGGAAGUAAUCUUGAACCAAGCUGACCAUGGACUCGAUCCUGUGAUGGGCACCCCUUUGUCGUUGACGAUGAUCACUCGAUAGGACAGGUGGGAGCCCACGGGAACCCUGCCUUUUAUACCCAUGCGGACUUUUCCCUGGAAGUAUCAGUUCUCGUGAGCGAAACCGUCAGUGUCACAGUGGAGAUGAAAAAACUCACAACGCGCACAGGUGGAAAUUGAGGAGUGGCAGGCUUGUUUUGCGUGAUGAAGUCACUGAACAGUCCUUGGAGUUUGUUCCAAGCGCUGCGAGCAGGCUGGAUGUCCCUGUCCAACCGGGUCCCUAGAUGCUUGAUAUAGUCCGGUUUAUUGAGAUUCCCAAACUCCCCCAGCUCUCGGUCAUUGUCGUCACUCUUAUUUCCCAUUCCGUCCGAGUAAUCCCUGCCACCCGACCUACCCACCAGGCCAGCCACCUCUAAUCGUUGCCCCGUCUUGUUAUCUUUGAUAAAUACCCUCUCGCGAACACUCUCCUUGUCAGCAGAGCCAAAAGCUCGAUCGUACCAAGCGGUAUCAAAAUGGUCGAACUCGAUAGAGAUGCUGUUGAUACGAUCCUGUCUGGCCCAGUGGAUGUGGCCCUCGGUCUGUUUGAGCAGAUCCGGAAGAUGGGCUUGACAUCCUUCGUAGGCGAUGCGCAGUGCGCCGAGGCGAGCGUUGUAUUCGUGAAAGUUGUUCUGGCGACGAUGAUAGCGAGCCAUGUGAGCGUAAGCAGUGCAACGAAUCCAGUAAGCCUGGAAGAUGCAGAGGACGGCAGCGACGAGCCAUUGGAGCUCAUUGCCAUGGUCAUGCCCGUCAAGCUGGACCCCGUCACGGAGGGUGUCGAAUGCGUGUUGGAGGGAACCACCUGACUGAGUCGAUCUCGACAAGUUGUCCAGUGUGGUCUGAUGACUGAUUUCAGUCGCGAAAAGGUGUAAAAUAAGUUGUGAAGCAGCUUACAUCAAGAGCACGAAAAUCGUCGCUGGACAUGGUGUUCGUCAUAGCCUGCAGCGUCUUCAAAUCCUCCUGGAAAUCUCGCAGAUCAUUGAUAGCUUUUUUGAUAUCACCACUCCGCAAGCCAUCUUGGACCGCAGCUAGAAUAUUUUCACGGGUGUUUUGGUUGUACCGACUCAAUUUUGACGGUUGCAAGGCGGCAAAGGCCAGUCCUAGAAUAGCUGAAAGCACGAUGCCUUCCGGUCCGACAACAAAGAGCAUUGUCUCCGCUGCUACGACGAUGGGACCAACCCAGUCUGCAGUGCCGGUAGCAGGGAUAAUCUUCGCGGAGGGCGUGCCUGCCUUAUAGAACUCCUG